GCGCAAAGACGGGCAGGGCGAAGCGAGACGACAAAAAACAGAGAGAAAGAAAGAGAGUCCAGCCAUGGCAUUUUUCACUGGGAUCAGAAUUUGGAACGGGUUCCUUUCUCGGAUUAUAAAUUGACACGUUUUAAUGAAACGAAGGAUCGCGCCGCGCCGUGUUUGGAUGAGUUGCCGACGUCCAAGAAAAUCCAGCGAGAGAAGACGGAUCGUUCGCCAUGUCGCUGUCGACGGUGUUGGCGAAGGCCCUGUUUGAUAACGUGGCGGAGAGCUCGGAGGAGCUGGCGUUUCGGAAGGGGGACAUCCUGAUGGUGCUGGAGCAGGAGGGGGGGGGCCCGGGCUGGUGGGUGUGUUCUCUGCACGGCCGGCAGGGCAUCGCCCCCGCCAACAGGCUCCGCCUCCUCAACGCCACCAGCACAGACCCCGCCUUCUCCGGCUACCUCAGCCCCGCCCCCAGCGCAGACCCCGCCUCCUCCGGCUACCUCUGCCCCGCCCCCAGCGCAGACCCCGCCUCCUCCGGCUACCUCUGCCCCGCCCCCAGCGCAGACCCUGCCGCUCUGGUGUACCUGGCGCCCCGGCCCCUGGCUGAGGACUGUGUGUACCUGUCCCCCCCCUGUGUAGCGGGGGGGCCCCGCGCACGCUCCAGCUCCGCGUCCCGCCCCCAGGACUGGGGUGGGGGUGUGCCAGGGGGGCGUGCCCGCUCCCCCUCCCUCAGGGGCCGGGGGUGUGACCCCAAACCCCAGACCCUGUAUCAGACUCCGCCCCCCCCUGUCCCCCGUGCCGAGGCGGUGUCCUUGGCCCCCCCCGGCCCCCCCCGCGGCACUGCUCCCAGCGAGGAUGUCUAUCAAACUCCCACAGGGGGCGUGGCUGCUGUUGGCCCCUCCCACAUAGCUUCCACAGGCAGCCCCAUGACCCCCGUGACCCGGAAGCACCUCGCCCAGCCGGACCUGACAAACGGGGUUCCCCUCGGCCAGGAGAGCACGGGGCUCUACCAGACUCCCGCUCACCGAGGGGGGGGGGGCAAGAUGCCUCAGAGUAAGCCUGUUGCCCCCUGCCCCCGGGGCAAACUGCCCCCUGCCCUGAGGAUGGGCAAGGCACAGGGCUCCCCCAGCUUCACACGCAAAGCCCCGCCCCCUGCACCACCAAUCAGGGGCGUCACCAAGAAGGACACGCCCACGACCAGAGAGGGGGAGGGGUCUCUGGGGAGUGAGGUCAGCAGUAAGGGGGAGGGACAGAAAGACAGCACGAUGGAGGAGGAGAAGAAGAAGAAAACAAAGAAGGAGGAGGAAGAGGGAGAGUAUGAAGAGCCAGAUGAUCAGAACACUCAGGUGUAUGAUACCCCUCCCACCAGUAGGUGGCAGCACACAGCAUCGCCUGCAGUCUGCGUGGAUGAGAGCAUCUACAACACUCCCCGCGUCCACCCUGCAAACACAGAGCAGGGGUCAGAGGUCUAUGAUGUUCCCACUCUGCCAGUCACCAUGGUCUCAGACAUCCAGCAGCAGACCUCCAGUAUCCCAGCCUGCCUUGCGGCUGGAGAGGAGGUGGAGGAGGAUGUGUACAGCGUGCCCUCGCUUCCCGGCGAUGUCUCGGGCAGCUCUGGGGCUGGCCUGCUGUACUCUGUCCCUGGCCCCGCCCCCCGGGCUGACGGACAGGUCCUUCCCCGGGAGGGGGCGGAGCCGGACUGCGGGGUCUAUGACAUGCCCGCCCCCAGCACCAGCUCGGGCGACGUCCAAUGGAAAGGCUCCCUCUCCGCCCUCAUCCAAUCAGCUCUCGGCACCGCCUCUCUGGCCACUCCCUCGCCGCGCGAGCUAGCUGCCUCGUUGGCCGAGAUCCUGUCUGUCUGGAGGGGGGGUCAGGAUGGCGACGCCCCUGCCCCGCCCCUCCUGCAGGCCUGGUCGCGCCUCUCUGACCCUCUCCCCGCCCUCGCUGCCUGUGGCCCCGCCCCUCCCUCCGAGGCUCUGCUCUCAUUGGUCCGCCGGGCCCUGGAGGACUCCGCCGCACUCCUGCAGAUCCAGGCUACGCCCGGCAGGCCCCGCCUACCUUCCCAGGAUUCCCUGUCUCGACGCCCACUGCCAGCGCUGCCCGUCGCUGAGACUCCUCCCCUGAACGUGGGCAUGGGGGGCCGUAAGGGCAGCUGGAUCCAGGAGAGGCCCCUCCCACCCCCGCCCCCACCCACCUUCCCCCUCCCCCUGGCCCCGCCCCUUCUCAUCCCCACCAGCGGGCCAGGGGAGGAGGAGGAGCUGGGGAACGAGUACGCUGGGAUUGGCCUGACCACAGCCCCGCCCCCUUUCAAUGGAGGAGACUGCGUGGGAUAUGUCAAGCUGCAGGGGAAACCUGACCCCUCCAUCACUGCACCUACAGAGAACGGCCCUCCCCCAACGGAGCUCCCCACAGCUGAGCAACGGGCGAGCCCCUCUCCGCCCCUCCCUCUCUCUCUCUCCCUGGAGGACUCGGAGCUGCUCUCCUUCUACUCGUCACAGAGCCUGUCGCACCUGUCCUGCCUGGCCGACUCCAUCCACGCGCUCUUCAGCAGUGUGGAGGGGAACCAGCCUCCCCGAGCCUUCGUUUCCCGGGGGAAGAGUCUUAUCGUGACGGCCCAUAAGCUGGUCUUCAUCGGGGACACCCUGUCUCGCCUGCUGACCUCCCCGGACCUCCGAGGCAAGGUGACCACCGCAGGAGGACGUCUGUGUCAGGCUCUGAAAGCUGUCGUCGUGGCAACCAAGGGGGCAGCCCAGAAUUACCCAUCAGUCCCUGCUACACAGGAAAUGGUCGACCGUGUGGCGGAGCUAUCCCAGCAUGCAGCGGGGUUCUCCGGGCUGCUGCAGCGGCUGGCUGAGAUUUCAUGAGACUCUUCCACAUCAUCUGUGUGUGUGUGUGUGUGUGUGUGUGUGUGUGAGUGUGUGUGUGAGUGUAUGAGUGUGUGUGAGUGUGUGUGAGUGUGUGUGAGUGUAUGAGUGUG
Conger conger (European conger) is the source of this 2959-nucleotide messenger RNA. It is a transcript of the gene efs, whose product is annotated as embryonal Fyn-associated substrate. The coding region runs from base 219 to 2846 and encodes 875 amino acids. The transcript is spliced from 8 exons. Gene Ontology annotation, biological process: cell migration; cell surface receptor protein tyrosine kinase signaling pathway. Lineage: Eukaryota; Metazoa; Chordata; Actinopteri; Anguilliformes; Congridae. Gene Ontology annotation, molecular function: protein binding. The record is from RefSeq and is a predicted model, not a curated record. Gene Ontology annotation, cellular component: plasma membrane; cytoplasm.